UGAGAUAAUAAGAUAAACCUCAUCCUUCGUCCCCUCUCCCCGCCCCGCCUGUAAACCCCCUCCUCUUCCCUUUCCUCUUUGCACGAAAGCUAGAUAUGAAAAUGACGACAAUUGCAUCUUUACCAUCAUCAAUACCCACAACCUCAAAGUUGACUCUUUUAACAAACCCAUCAAAACCCACUGUCCAAAUCCUCAAGCAAACGAACCCUUUUCAUAAUUUCCCCAAGUUUACACAUUUGCAUAUAGUUCUAAAACCCAGAGUCCUAAAGAGGUCCUUUGCAGUAGCAGAAGAGACAGCACCAGUUGCUCCGCUUGACCCUUCUUCGGAGGCUGCCAGGAGGCUGUACAUUGGUAACAUUCCAAGGACUCUGGAUAACGAGGAGCUCAAAAAAAUUGUUGAAGAACAUGGUGCUGUGGAAAAAGCUGAGGUUAUGUAUGAUAAGUACUCUGGUAGGAGCCGUCGAUUUGCAUUUGUAACAAUGAAAACUGUUGAAGAUGCAAAUGCUGCAAUCGAGAAACUGAAUGGCACGGAAAUCGGAGGACGUGAGAUUAAAGUAAACAUUACAGAGAAACCUUUGCUAUCAAUUGAUCUGUCCCUUCUCCAGGUUGAGGAAUCUCAAUUCAUUGACAGUCCUCAUAAAGUUUAUGUUGGAAAUCUUGCUAAAACAGUAACAACAGAAAUGCUCAAGAACUUCUUUUCUGAGAAGGGAAAGGUUCUUAGUGCAAAAGUUUCAAGAGUUCCAGGGACCUCAAAAUCUAGUGGAUACGGGUUUGUUACAUUCUCUUCGGAUGAGGACGUAGAAGCUGCCAUCUCAUCUUUAAAUAAUUCUUUGCUGGAAGGCCAACAAAUUCGCGUAAACAAGACCUAAUUUAGUUUGUAGCAACCUGGACAUGGAGAACAGAGUACUUUGUGUCCAUCACAUUGAAAUUUAAGGCAGUCUUUUGCUAAUUAAAUCUUUAGAAAUGUACAUUUCUCUGGUGACCAUUAUCAUAUGUUCUGUUUGUAUCCUAGUUCUGUCAUUGUUUUUGGCCAAAGUUCAUUGCUUGAAAGCAAAUUCACGCUUUAGAAAGUUGGAGCCUGAGAACUGGCUCUUAUGUUUAUAAUGAUGCUUCAAAAUGAGGUAAACUAUUCAAACUUUA
Messenger RNA from Manihot esculenta (cassava), 1140 nucleotides. RefSeq names its product 30S ribosomal protein 2, chloroplastic. Gene Ontology annotation, molecular function: mRNA binding. The record is from RefSeq and is a predicted model, not a curated record. The transcript is spliced from 4 exons. NCBI's taxonomy places the organism in Eukaryota, Viridiplantae, Streptophyta, Magnoliopsida, Malpighiales, Euphorbiaceae. Gene Ontology annotation, cellular component: cytosol. The coding region runs from base 96 to 869 and encodes 257 amino acids.